GCAGCAACCUUCGCCACCAAUGCCGUUGCAAGAAUCAUUCGUCCGUUCUGUCUCACGGUGGGGCACUACACCAGGGGCAAAGUCUUUUGAGGUCCUCUCGGCUUCUAGUCGGGAAAUCUAGAGGCGGUUUAUGAGGCGCCUUUGGCGGUUUUCGGGCGGCAUUGCCCUCAUUGGAGGAUCUUGAGCGAAAGCAAACGGGCGAGCGCCCUAAGAGAAUAUCGGCAGAAAGACCAGCGAAUUGCCCUCGAACCUGCCUCAAUUUGCCAGAAACGAUGCAAGGCUACGAACAGGGUAUCUCCACAUGGGGCAUUGGGAAUCUGGAGAGAAGCUGGAGAAUGCAUAUAGCCUGGAACGUUGCAGGCACAGGUACAAAAGAGCGUGGCUUCACCCCUCGAUCUUCAUUCUCAACUACCAUACCGGGUUUCCUCCUUCUCACAAACCCAAUACUAUCACCGGCCGAGCACUGAGCUCAAACUCCUGCUUGGUAUCAAGAAGAUGUCGACUAAGAUGGACGCUCCUGAGGAGCACAUGGUGGAAGUCGUCAAAGGCGGCUCGGAAAUUGUACACAAGCAUGACGUCCUCGACCUGGCCAACGACAUCCAGGGCGUCAAGCCCAGUGCGACUACUCCUACCAUGUUCAGGCUCUACCUCAUCCUGUCCAUCGGCUACUUCUGCAUCAUCCUCCAGGGCUACGAUGGCUCGCUGAUGGGUGCCAUCAAUGCGAUGCCUCAGUAUCUGAAUUAUUACGGAUUAAAAUCUGCGAGUUCUUCCACCGGCCUGGUCUUUGCGAUCUACAACAUCGGAGCCAUUGCGGCUCUGCCAAUUAGUGGGCCUAUCAACGACACUUUCGGGCGACGAUGGGGCAUGUUUACCGGUGCCGCGUUGGUCAUCUUCAGCACUUGCAUCCAGGCUCCUUCGACCUCUCGGGCGAUGUUCUUGGCCGGCCGCUUCUUCGUCGGAUUCGGGCAGGGGUUCCUCAACGUGGCCGGGAUCACCUAUGUCAGUGAGAUGGCACAUCCUUACUGGCGUGGUCCUCUUUCGGCCUUCCUCGAGACAAACUACUUUGUCGGGAGUAUCCUUGCCUCCUGGGUGACCUAUGGAACCGCCUACAUGGCCGGCACUAUUUCAUUCCGCCUUCCGGUUUGGCUGCAGAUGGUCAGCUCCGGAUAUAUCGUCUUGGGGGUAUUUUUCUGCCCCGA
Messenger RNA from Cladophialophora immunda, 1199 nucleotides. RefSeq lists its product as uncharacterized. Bases 302 to 706 code for a protein of 134 amino acids. NCBI's taxonomy places the organism in Eukaryota, Fungi, Ascomycota, Eurotiomycetes, Chaetothyriales, Herpotrichiellaceae. The transcript is spliced from 2 exons. The record is from RefSeq and is a predicted model, not a curated record.